This is a messenger RNA of Panthera uncia (snow leopard), 4480 nucleotides long. RefSeq names its product bcl-2-like protein 2. Bases 785 to 1366 code for a protein of 193 amino acids. The record is from RefSeq and is a predicted model, not a curated record. Gene Ontology annotation, cellular component: mitochondrial outer membrane. Gene Ontology annotation, molecular function: protein homodimerization activity; protein heterodimerization activity; RNA binding. Gene Ontology annotation, biological process: negative regulation of intrinsic apoptotic signaling pathway; intrinsic apoptotic signaling pathway in response to DNA damage; extrinsic apoptotic signaling pathway in absence of ligand. Lineage: Eukaryota; Metazoa; Chordata; Mammalia; Carnivora; Felidae. The transcript has 2 exons.
UGGGCUGUUGGAUUGCACUGGGGGGAGCCGGGAGUAGAUACGGUGUCGGCAGGAAGCCCUUGGCCCUGGGUUUCCUGGGAGGACAGUCAUUAAACAUGGAUUCGGCCACACAGCUGGUAGAACGUUGGGGGCAGGGGCCGGUCCCGGGAGCUGCACCCCCAGCCUUCUCUGUCCAGACUGUGAUCCAUGGCCUUCCCCGCCUAGCUCUGCUCUCCCCCUCCCCUUCCCAGGGCUCCACGCUGGCCAGGAGGAUGAAAGGCCCCAGCUGGGGGCUCCUUGCCACCAGCGCUGGGUCCUAAAAGCUGCCAUCCAGGCUGGGUGAGUGUCCCCUUCCUUCUCUGUCCCUGGCAGCCCUUUGCUUCUCCCACCUUUUCCUUCAGCUCCUGUCUCCUCCCCCAUCUUGUGCCUCUGCCAGCAUCUUCACAUCUUCCCUCUGGGGAGGUACUAAGACCCUAAGCUAAAAUGGUGUGUAUUGUGGAAAGGGGGUUUGUAGGGGGGUUAUAGAGUUGGUGUUUUUUUUAUUAUGGAAAGAAUCUAAAGUAUUUUAAAAAUAAAAUUUACUUGUUUUACAUUUAAUUUAACACAUUACAAAUUAAUGGUCAGCCCCUCAUGCUCUGGCCUCUCACCUUGACUUAAUUCCCACAUUCUUGCUCCUCCCUGCUCAGUGGUCUCUGAGCAUUUCCUCCCACCUCUCACUGGGUUGGCCAAGCCUGAAGUGCCCCUUCUGGCUCUCUGACCAUAUAUUCAUGCCAGUCUUUCAUCCUUGACUCUUACAGCUGCCCGGAUGGCGACCCCAGCCUCAGCCCCAGACACACGGGCUCUAGUGGCAGACUUUGUAGGCUAUAAGCUGAGGCAGAAGGGUUAUGUUUGUGGAGCAGGCCCUGGGGAGGGCCCAGCAGCUGACCCACUGCACCAAGCCAUGCGUGCAGCUGGAGAUGAGUUUGAGACCCGCUUCCGGCGCACCUUCUCUGAUUUGGCAGCCCAGUUGCAUGUGACCCCUGGGUCAGCCCAGCAACGCUUCACCCAGGUCUCUGAUGAACUCUUCCAAGGGGGCCCCAACUGGGGCCGCCUUGUGGCCUUCUUUGUCUUUGGAGCCGCACUGUGUGCUGAGAGUGUCAACAAGGAGAUGGAGCCACUUGUGGGACAAGUGCAAGAGUGGAUGGUGGCCUACCUGGAGACACGGCUGGCCGACUGGAUCCACAGCAGUGGGGGCUGGGCGGAGUUCACAGCUCUAUACGGGGACGGGGCCCUGGAGGAGGCGCGGCGUCUGCGGGAGGGGAACUGGGCCUCAGUGAGGACAGUGCUGACAGGGGCCGUGGCACUGGGGGCCCUGGUAACUGUAGGGGCCUUUUUUGCUAGCAAGUGAGAAAGUCCAGGGCCAGGUGGGGCUAGGUGUAGUUGGGGGACAAGAGAGCAGGAACAGAACAAGAGAAAUGCCCUUGGAAGAAGUGGGUGAAUGGAUGGGCAUGGAAUGGGGAUGGGAAGGGGCAGGGUACUAUGGGAAGGAGCUGUGUGUGCCAGGCAGGCAGUCGGAAGGAUGAGCUGGAGACAUUAGGGGAUGUGUUUGGAAAGCGAGCAGGCCAGGAGAUGGAGGCAUUCCAGGGUUGGGAGGAGGUGGGAGAGAUCAUGCCUAUAGGUAUAGGAACACAAAACUAUAACUAGAGCUUACUUUGUAGCCCUAAAGAAGGAGGAUUUGCAUAAGGGGUUGUGUCUCCAUUGGAUGAGUGAGAUUUGGGGAAAAACACCAAAGGCACAUCCCUUUGGAAUGGAAGCUUGGAGUUCUCAGGUGAUAGGGAGAGGUGGCUGUGAUGUUGGGCUGCUUGGACAUGUGUAUGCAUGUGCACACGUGCUUGUGUGCAUGCUAGGCUGCUUGUCUAACAUGGUGGCGGCCGUAUUCACAGAGAAAACAUUCCCUGUUGAAGUGGCAAGAACAAGGGGCAGCUCUCUGCCCCUCCUCUCAACUCCCUCCUCCCCCUCUCCUUGUCCUGAUGCCUCAAGGCUAUGGGAAAAACACUGUAUCCAGAAGAGGGCUUUGGGCACUUUUCCACAGAAAGUCAUUUGCAGGGCUUUGGAGAUAAGUUUUGUAGCUGGCCCUGUUGCUUCACCGUCCCUAUUCCUUGUGCAUCAUGCACUUGCUGCUGCCUCCUGGGCUCUGACAGAAAACAGGGCCGUGGAGCCUGCAGUGGGGGUGGGUGGGGAGCUGGACCUACCUGCCGCCCUCCUCUCCCACUGGGGCACACUGGUGCCUAAAGUGUUCCCUGUCUCUGGGACCUUCUGUACCCAAACUCAAACUCUAAAUUGGGACUCUAAUUUUCCUUGUGAGUGUGUGGAGGUAAAUGCUGAUCUAGAGUACAGUCUGGGUCUUGCACUGUGUCUCAGUGAGACUGUUGAUGCCUUGAGAGGAACAUUCCAGCUCUGAACCCCAUAGGUGUGAGGGUGACCUAUACUCCGUGACUGGCCUAUUCCGUGUAGUGGGCUUUGGUGCUGCUUUAUCAAGGGCCAGAUAUAUGGGUUCUAGAGUACCUACCAUGACCUAGAAGCAUUUAUAUUUUCUUUGAAGCCACGCUGUUUGCAUGGGUGUUACUUGUCUGUACCUCUGAGUCUGAGGACAUUAACUUUAGAGCUCACAGUCCUCUAGAACAGAUUCCACUUAUAGCUUUUUCUUUUGAGAAAGAAAUGAUUUCACUCCAGAUGCAUGCCCUGAGCCAGACCUCACUGCUGCACUUCCCAAGGUGCUAAAAUUGCUGCUCUCCAAUGCUGACUUCAGACACAGUGCUCUAGAACCCUGCCCUUGAUCCUGAGCACUGAUCAGCUUAGCUAGACCAUGGUUGACUCUUCUUGGGAUUUUCAUUUGGUCCCAAAAUGUGGCAACAUAGUUGUACUCACAAGAAUGUGGGACCAAAAUUGGCCUCAGGUGUUUAGCCCAGACUUUUGCUUUUGAGAGAGGGCUGCACUUUUUAAUGGUAUUUAUAGGGGAGGUGGAAGACUGCAUGUGCCACUUGGUCCAUCGUGAGUAUGCUGAUACCAGAAACUCAGAGCUGGUCUGUGGCAGGCAGUUGGGGUGGGGUGGGGGGUCUCUGACUUGCUCAGGACAAACUAGACCAGUGGUUUUCAGGCUGCUUGGCAGAGCCCUGAGGUUUCCUAGGGGUUGCCUCAGGAGGCCUUGGGGAGGUGAAGGGAGGGGGUGCUGAGCAGGCUGGGCUACUUGUCCUUAAACAGAAUAGCUCCCCUUGUAGCUGUCUUACAUAUCGGGGUUCAGGGUAAGAUUUUAUUUGCAUUAAGGGGUUUGCUGCUGAAAAAAAAAGUUGGAAAACCACUGACUAGACCAUCAGCUCCAAAUUGGAGCCUGUGCUCCCCCAGGUUUGGGGCAGACUCCACCCUCCCCUCUACCACAAGACCACCUAUCCCUGUUAACUCUCCUGGGGGCCUUUAGCAAACAGGAGCAGCAGGGACCGUGGUCAGGUAACUGAAAUGCCCUGCUCUGAGGCCUUCACACCUUGGUAGAAGGAGAAGUUGUUUUCUGAAAGGGUAAAGGGCUUGGAUUCCCAGAAGCAUAGCUUGAAUGGGACCGUAGUGGGCAGUUUUGAUCUGUCCUGUUCUUGAGGGGCAAUGGAAACCCCAGAGACUCUUCUGUCAGGGAAAACUAGAGACUCUUCUAGAGCCAUAUAGUUCCUUGGGAUUAGCUCUUGGCCAGGAAGGCUGAGUAUGGCUCCCAAUUUUUAAAUCUAUUUCAUUUUUUAAAAAAUAAGGGAAAUAAAUCUAAUUGCCAUUUUUCAGAGAUUAAAUAGGUAGAGAGGGUGUUUCUUGCUCUCCAGAGCCCAAAGGGACAUAUAGGGAUUUUGCUUAGGCCAAGGAAGGAGCAGAAGUAGGGCAACUAGGUCCUGCGAUUAUUAAUCCUACUCCCCACUUAUUCUAGGGUAUAUACUAUUUUAGUUUUUUAAAUCAUAAAAUGGCGAGAGAACAGAUUUGGUUAGUUUAGAAGAAAAGAAAAAGCUCUAUAAAUAUAAAUAUAUAUUCCUGUAUUUUUAUUUAAUAAUUUAUAAAUAUCAAGUUCAUUUGACUUUUAUUUUUGUGUAAUAUGUAAUGGUCGUAUUAAAAAAAAAUAAAGCCCAGAAGUUUAAUGAGAAGGACUGAGCAGGGUUUGUGACUUCUACACUCUAUAGCCUGGUGUCAGGACAUUUCUUGAUCUAAUCAUCUCUUCGUGACCUUGUUAAUGGCAAGAAUUAGAGUAACAAGGACUUGGGAAAGUGUUGAGACCAUAAAGAAAAGAAAAUCAGAGUUGUUCCCCAUCUCCUAACCCCUGCCAAAUGCCCAAAGCCAAGAGCUCCAUCUAUGUCAACCCAAAUCUUUUUUUAAUUUUAUUUAUUUAAAAACAGGUUUUUUUAAGUUUAUUUAUUUUUGCGAGAGAAAGACAGAGUGCUAGUGGGGGACGAGCAGAGAGAGGAGAAGAAAGAGAGACACAGAAUCUGAAGCAGGCUCC